Molecule: messenger RNA, 237 nt
Organism: Nerophis lumbriciformis (worm pipefish)
Lineage: Eukaryota; Metazoa; Chordata; Actinopteri; Syngnathiformes; Syngnathidae
Source: RefSeq, a predicted model, not a curated record
AUGGGCUGCGUCAAAUCCAAGAGGAGCGCUUCCUACGCCGACGGUGAAUCCGCCAGGUCGCGGGGCGAGAAGGCCCACUUGGUCCACUCGGAGGACGGUUCUCCUCGGGCCGACCCGGCACUGCUGGAGUACGCCCAAAGACUCUCGGAGGAGAUAAUGGCUCGGGCCGUGCAGCAGUGGGCGGAGGUGGAUCGGCGCUACGGCGACAUCCCGUACAUUGAGUGUGACGUCCCGUGA